AAAACAUGGCAUAAAACCACCGGUUGCAAGGAUCUGACCGCUAGGGUUUUAGGCCUUCCCGCCGUCGCCGUCAUGUAUGGGAACUCCGGCGAGUCCCCCCCGUGACGCGGCGGCCGCUCCCCUCCAGACCGUGGCGACACCGCUAGGGUUUUAGGCCUUCCCGCCGUCGCCGUCAUGUAUGGGAACUCCGGCGAGUCCCCCCCGUGACGCGGCGGCCGCUCCCCUCCAGACCGCGGUCGCCACCGUCUCCACCGCCCAGAUACUCCGCGCAUCCGGCUACUCCGCCGCGGAGCCCUCCGCCCUCCGCGCCCUCUCGGACAUCGCCGGCCGCUACAUCGCGUCCCUGGGCCGCACCGCCACGGCCCUCGCGGGGGCCCGCGGCCGCACGGAGCCCAACAUCGCCGACCUCGUCUUGGCGCUGGAGGACCACGCGCCUGGCGGCUUUCCCGGCGCGUCCGACCCCGCGCGCCCCGUGCUCCGCUCCGGCGCGCUCGCGGAGCUCGCCGGGUUCGUCGCCAAGGUGCGGGAGGUGCCGUUCGCGAAGCCAUUGCCGAGGAGGGAUUCGGGCGGCGGCAAGGGGUGCGAGAGCUUCGCGGCGGUGGGGAGGGAACCGCCGCUGAGGCACGUCCCGCGGUGGCUGCCGCGCUUCCCCGAGAGGUGGGAGGACCGGGUGCGCGGCCGCGGCGAGUUGGAGGCGAAGACUGAGGAGGACACAGGAGAGGCAGUAACGGUGAUGGUGAAUGGUGAUGGUAAUGGCGGCGUGGAGGGCAGAGGCGCCGUGCCGGAGAAGAGGGAGAAGGUGUGGUUCCGCGUGGGGAAGAAGAAGCGGCGGCGGGUGGGACCGGACAAGUGUGGUGGUGGUUUCGAACCAUUUGAGAAAAACUGAGAUAAUUCGCGCUGCAAAACCGUGCCUGGUUAUGCAUCGAACACGCGACGUAACAAUGAACCAUACUGUAGACCAACGCGUCAUCAUGUGCUUCCGUUGUAAACUUUUUCUGAUUUUUCUUUAUUUACGAUAACUAUGAAGUCUGAUGUUUUCGUUACCCUACCAUAAUUGCUAGUUUUUUUUAAAAAAAAUACUGGA
Molecule: messenger RNA, 1084 nt
Organism: Phragmites australis (common reed)
Lineage: Eukaryota; Viridiplantae; Streptophyta; Magnoliopsida; Poales; Poaceae
Product: transcription initiation factor TFIID subunit 8-like
Exons: 1
Coding region: 179-886 (235 amino acids)
Cellular component (GO): transcription factor TFIID complex
Molecular function (GO): protein heterodimerization activity
Source: RefSeq, a predicted model, not a curated record